AUGGGAGACUUUGAUGUACUCCAAUAUUGUUGUCAGCUACAUAGCCUGAAACCACCUCCAUAUGAAUGUCCAGUAGCUGAUUGUGACAAAGUAUACUCAAGCAUGACUGGUUUUCAAUAUCACCUUGCUCACAUUCAACACGAGAGUCCUAUACCUCCAUUAGACAUGGUUGCACCGAACAAACAAAGUAUUGUUUUUCCAGUCGUCAGUAAAGCUAAAAGUAAAAAAAAGAAAGGAAGGCGAGUAUCUCAACCUGAAGUGGUAGAAGCUAUAACACCUGUUCAUUUAUCAAAAACUUUAUGUGAAGUUGAAGUUGCUGAUCAUAAAAUGAUACAAUUUAGUGCUGAUGAAUAUUUACCAAUAAUAUCAAAAGAUGAUUACUUAAAACAAAAAAAAGAUAUUAAAAUCCCUUUCAAAACAGCUGCAAUACUUUCUUCUUUAUCAAAAAUUAAAAAUGCUGUUAAAAGCUUACCUCAAGCUGCAUUUAGAGAAAUAGACAGUUACCAUAUACUUCAAGCUCCAUCUAUGCCCAAUUCAUACAUAAGAUUUAUUGAAAAGUCGGUUGAAGAAUUGGAUACUGAAGUUGAAUAUGAUUUCGAUGAACAAGAUGCUGCUUGGCUGCAAAUUAUGAAUGAACGCAGGGAAUCUUCAGGCUUGGCAGGAAUAUCAAUUGAGUCCUUUGAGCUGUUAAUGGACCGUUUAGAGAAAGAAUCGUAUUUUGUUGUACAAAUGAACAAAGAAGUUGCUAGUAGUUUAGCAGUCAUUGACGAUGACGCUGUUUGUUCUAUUUGUCUCGUUGGUGAAUCUCAAAAUUCAAACGUCAUUUUAUUUUGUGAUAUGUGCAAUCUUGCUGUCCAUCAAGAUUGUUAUGGUGUUCCAUAUAUACCUGAAGGACAAUGGCUUUGUCGGCGAUGUUUGCACUCGCCAUCACGUAUAGUUAACUGUGUAUUAUGCCCCAAUAAUUGUGGUGCAUUCAAACAAACUGAUCGUGAGCUAUGGGCUCAUGUUGUGUGUGCGUUAUGGAUACCAGAAGUUAGGUUUUCAAAUACUGUGUUUUUAGAACCAAUAGAUAGCGUUGAAACAAUUCCUACGGAUAGAUGGAAACUUACAUGCUAUAUUUGUAAACAACGUGGUGUAGGAGCAUGUAUUCAAUGCCACAAAUCAAGUUGCUAUGCCGCAUUUCAUGUCACAUGUGCUCAACAAUAUGGUUUAUAUAUGAAAAUGGAGACUAUAUCUAAUGAUAUUUCUAAUAUCGGAGAUGCUGAACCAGGUACAGUUUUAGUUCAAAAAGUUGCAUUUUGCGAUGCACAUGCACCAGUAGAUUAUCUAGCUGAAAACAAAGGACGACAAUCACCUGGAGAAAAAUUAAAUAAUGCCAGACAAGUUUUAGCUAAAAAACAUUCCACUGGUCCAGUCAUAUCGAUACCUACAAUACCACCAGAAAGAGUUGCUGAAAUAGCAAAUUUACUGUCAGUGCCCAAAAAAGGCCAGUUUGUACAACGACUAAUCGCUUAUUGGACAUUAAAACGGCAGUUUAGGAAUGGGGUUCCACUUAUAAGACGCUUACAAACUAUUCAACAUUCUAAUGUAUCACGAUGCGGAGAGCCAAUUACAUCAAAUCAACAUGAAUAUGAACUUGAAACCAAUAAACCAGAACAACAUUUAAUUGGAUUUGAUAUGGAUGAUAAUGUAUUGAUAGUUAUUGAAAAUAAGAAAAAAUCGGUAAAAAUGGAACUAAGUAAGGAAACAGGUGAAACUAUGGAAGUAGAAGAGCCAUCCAUUGUUAAUAAUAAUCAUGUUAAUAAAAAGAAACUGUCUAAAUCAAGUAUAUCAUCACCAGAACCUAAUGAUGUUAAGAACAAUUUGAAACUUACUACUCCAAAAAUCAACCUUACCACUUCUAACAAUAGAAUACGCCAUGCUUCGAAUAAAAAACCAAAUGUUAAUAUCUGUGAUGAUAUUUAUAAACUGCCAUUUGAGUAUGGAUGGAAACGAGAAUUAGUGUACAGAAAAUCUACUAUUCUUAAUAGAAGUGGAAGUAGAAGUGGUGAUGUAUACUAUCAUUCUCCAACUAACCAAAAACUUAGAUCAUUACGAGAAAUUCAGGAACAAUUGGACAUGUCAGCUGAUAAAAAUCUGACCAUAGAAAGUUUUACAUUUUUAAAACAACCAAUUGGCAUUAAUGAUCGAUCUAAAGAAAUUAUCAGAGAUGCAAAUUCAAAAUUAUCUAAAAAAGAAUCUUUUGUUGGUGUUGUGGUUAGACCUAAAAGAUCUGAGACACCUGUACACCGGCCAAAAUUUGAUUAUGAAUUGUCAGAUGAUGAAAACAACAAGUCUUUAAGUAAAAUGAAAAUAGUUCUUACUAAAGAAGGUAUUUCAGAAUCAAUGAAUACAUCUUCAUCUUCACCUGAAUACAUAUCUGAAAACGGUCAAGCUCUUCAAUCUAGUGCAUCACUAACCGUUUCUUCUACAAAACUUGAGGAAAUUGAUAUAAAUAACACACUAAUUAAAAGACGGAAUACUGAAAUGAAUGGUUCUUUAAAUGAAUUUGUAAAAAUGCAAUCAUUAAAUUACAUGGUUAAAGCAUUGGGACAUGUUUUUAAAUAUUUGAAAACACAUGAGCUGUUAUCAGCUUCUAGAGUAUGUAACACCUGGCAUUUAAUUGCAAUGAACAAAUACUUAUGGCAGAAUGUUCGUUUAAACAAUUCUAUGGUCUAUGACUGGGAUAGGUUUGUAGACUCAAUUAAUCAACAAAUAACUGAUAAAUUAGACACUAGAGGUAUGUUGAUACCCUCUAAAGUUGAAGACUUCGAAAGUUUUUGGAUACGAUUUGCAUAUGCAAUGAAAUCUGCUCAAAAGUUAAAAUUCAUUGAAUUGUAUAGAUGUCCUGUCCUUGUAGUUGAAGAUAUUAUUUACUCAUUACCUCAAAUUGAAGUACUUAAAGCUACUUCAAUAAUAAAUCCAAAUUUGACGAAUCAAACAAACAAUCUCAAUGAUUUAAUGUACCUAAACUUAAAUUAUUUGGGACAAAUGAAAAAGCUCACGGAGUUAAGACUAAAAGGUUUAACUGGAAUAAAAUUGACGGCAUUGCCAUCAUUUGAAAAUUUAAUAAAUUUGAAUACAUUUUCGUUAACCUCUAUUAAAGAAUUUCCAAAAGAGAUCUAUCAGAGUUUGAAUACUAUUACUGAUAAUAUUGAGUUUUUUGAAAUUGGUGAUUGCGAAUGCUUAACAAAGGAUUUUGCCAUGUCACUAAAAAGAUUUGUCAAUUUGAAAACAUUGAGAUUAGAAAAUUGCUGUAAUGGAUGGGAUCAAUCUGCACAUGAUGUUUUUACUGUCAUUAGAGGUCUUGAAAAGCUCAAUGUUCUGGAAUUGGUAAACAUAGAAUUCAGUAAUUGUGUCGAAGAUGAAUUGGAAAAAUGUGAUGGUAUUAAAGGUUUACUGAUUAUUCCUGCUUAUGUGAACGGAACCCCAAUUUCUAUCUGUAACAGUCAAUCAGACUGUCUCAAAAAACUGUCCAAGACAUUAACACACUUCGUUUGGGGAUUGACUCAUGAGUUAAUCCUUGAUACAGACUUAUUUCUAACUCAAUCUCAACAGAACCCACAUAAUAAUGGUUAUAAUUUAGAAUCAUCCCAUGCCAAAGGAACGACCAACAAUAUACCUAUACGCAGAACAAGAAAGCCCCGACAGCGACCAGGAGAUGAGGCUACUCCUGAAAAAGAAAAAGACAAGUCAGUUUUUGUUAAUAUAUAUACAGUUCCUGCUCUAGAGGAAUUGUUAGAUACUUUGAUGCCUGAUGUUAAGAUUAAGGUAAUUGAAGUUCCCUUUUCUGGAACAGGUAGAGCUUAUUUGAGUGAACAGUUUAACGAUCUUUAA
This is a messenger RNA of Macrosiphum euphorbiae (potato aphid), 3876 nucleotides long. Lineage: Eukaryota; Metazoa; Arthropoda; Insecta; Hemiptera; Aphididae. The record is from the annotation of a GenBank genome assembly.